AUGGUUGGCAUGCUCUAUUCUGGCCUAGGCGCCAUCCUCAUCUCGUACUCGUCUGCUUGGCGCAUUCGCAAGACUCCGACUACGUACUUGUUCGUCGGUUACCUCAACAAGCUCCCGCUUGCCAUUAGCGGCAUCGUGUUCUUUGAUGCUCCCGUCACGUUCAGUAGCAUCUCGGCUAUUCUCCCGAAAUUCUUCAGCAGCCUGAUCUACGGUUAUGGCAAGAUGAAGCAGAAGAAACAGUCCAGCAGGACCUCCCCAUCUCCUAAUCAACCUUGA
Molecule: messenger RNA, 276 nt
Organism: Penicillium argentinense
Lineage: Eukaryota; Fungi; Ascomycota; Eurotiomycetes; Eurotiales; Aspergillaceae
Product: GDP-mannose transporter
Exons: 1
Coding region: 1-276 (91 amino acids)
Source: RefSeq, a predicted model, not a curated record